GGUCACCAGCUUCAGCUGGGGAGGCCAGAAGUGCCCUUGCUACCCUGUGAAACUUGGGCUUUCCUUUGUCCUGCAGUUUUUAGCUCUCGUCUGCAAGCUGAAAACUCCCUUCCCUCCUCCCAGCCCAAGACCCUUGUCUCUCUCUGCUUACUGAGUUGUGGGUCUAAAGGUGGUGACUCUGGCGGAGAGCUUGGAGAUGAAGUUCCCGUGCAGAAUCCUCGCAGUGGCCCCUCUGUUCCUACUCCUGCUGCUUGACUCCUCAGCCUCUCCAGCCUCUGACAAUCAGUUCAGCAUGGGCCACUCCAAUGGCCAUCGCUGUGCAGGGUGUGUAGUGGUGGUGUCUGUGAUCACACAGCUGGCUCAAGUUCACAGCUCUACAGUGGAGGCCUCAAUGGAGAGACUGUGUGGCUACUUGCCUGGAAAACUCUUCUUGAAGACCACGUGUUAUGUAUUGGUUCACAUGUUUGGAGCAGACAUCAUAAAGCUGCUUGACGCAGACAUGAAUGCUGAUAUGGUAUGUCACACUCUGGAGUUCUGUAAGCAGGACACUGGCCAACCACAAUGCCAUCUCUACCCCCUUCCCAAGGAGGUAUGGAAAUUGACGCAAGAGAAGGCCAGACACAUUGUCAAGAAGUCCACAACCAUGAAAUAUCUUCAAAGUGGUUCUGAUAUUUGCUCACUCCCAUUUUUGGCCGAGAUCUGUCAGAAAAUUAAAUUAUCUAUACAAACUUCUAUGCCCUUCAAAGAUGUCGACUCAGACAAAUACAGUGUUUUCCCAACGCUGCGGGGCUACCACUGGCGAGGAAGAGACUGUAACGACAGCGACAAGAACGUGUACCCAGGCAGAAGGCCAGACAACUGGGAUGUCCAUCGGGACUCCAACUGCAAUGGCAUCUGGGGCGUUGAUCCUGAAGAUGGAAUUCCCUACGAGAAGAAGUUCUGCGAAGGUUCACAGCCCAGGGGAAUCAUUUUGCUGGGAGACUCAGCUGGGGCUCAUUUUCACAUCCCUCCUGAAUGGCUCACAGCUUCGCAGAUGUCUCUGAACUCCUUCUCCGAUUUGCCAACAGCUCUUACUGAUGAGCUCAACUGGCCCCAGCUCUCCGGUGCUACAGGAUUUCUGGACUCCACCAGUGGGAUGGAAGAAAAAUCUAUUUACCUUCGUUUACGGAAAAGAAACCGCUGUAACCACAGAGAUUACCAGAACAUUUCAAGAAAUGGUGCAUCUUCCCAAAACCUGAAGAAGUUUAUAGAAAGCCUGUCCAGGAACCAGCUGCUGGACCACCCAGCCGUCGUCAUAUACGCCAUGAUUGGAAAUGAUGUCUGCAGCAGUAAGGCCAACCCCAUCCAGGAAAUGACCACUCCGGAGCAGCUCUACUCUAGCGUCAUGGAGACUCUAAAGCACCUCAAUUCCCACCUGCCCAAGGGCAGCCAUGUGGUUUUAUAUGGCUUGCCGAAUGGAACCUUUCUCUGGGAUAAUUUACACGACAGAUAUCAUCCUCUCGGCCAGCUAAACAAAGAUGUGACCUAUGCACAGGUGUUCUCCUUCCUGAGCUGCCUGCAGAUCAACCCCUGCCAUGGCUGGAUGUCCUCCAACAAGACACUCCGGACUCUUACCUCUGAGAGAGCACAACAACUCUCCAGUACCCUGAAAAAAAUUUCAACCAGAGAGAAGUUUACAAACUUCGACCUUCUCUACAUGGAUUUUGCCUUUAAAGAAGUCACAGAGGAGUGGCAGAGAAGAGGUGGGCAGCCAUGGCAGCUCAUUGAGCCUGUGGAUGGAUUCCACCCCAACGAGGUGGCUUUGUCACUGUCAGCAGAAAUUUUUUGGAAGAAAGCAGAGCUCCAGUGGCCCCAGAUCCUGGGAAAGGAGAAUCCAUUCAAUUCCCAGAUUGAGCAGGUGUUUGGUGACCAAGGAGGUCACUGAGCAGCUCCCCUGGGCAGCACAAACCUGGGUAAAUGUACUCACCAGCCCUCCCUGGAGGCUGUCAUCAGGCCCCAUGGGAUUUUCUUCCUACAUCUUUGUAAAGCACUCCCCUCUCUGUACAGAGCACAGCUGAAUGGCAGUGUGAUGCUUUAUGCUUCCAUGAUCCAUUUCCUGCCAGCUGCCCCUGGAAUAACCUUUAAUAAGGGACUUUGGCGACCAUGCCAGGACAGGGUAUUUUUAUGCCCUCAACAGUUAAUUGUUCUUAAAGGAGCUUCUAAAAACACAGACACACCUCUGCAGGACUCUGCCAUUUACACAGGAUCCUAGUGUACCCCGUGAGGGUGACUUCGAGAUAGCCAGGCAAACUGGAGCUCUGCCUAGGAGUACUGCCGACGACGCUCACAAGCAGGGACAGCCCAGGUUCUGGGCUUCUACUCUCAAAACAGAACACAAAACCAUAAAUACAAAAUUAGGUACAAACUCAUAUAGUUAUUUACAAGGAGAAAACAAAUCAUAACUAAUCACAAACCUUUAAAAGCCGGCAAGUACCAUAAGCCUGCAAAGUCCAUAGAAAUAAUCAUUUUUUUCUUUCAAAGUUAUUCUUACAUUCUUUACCUGUGUAAUCUGAUUGCCUCUUCCUUACAACAAUGAUUUUGUGGUAUCUUUGCCUAUAGAAAGAAUUAAAAAAUAAAAUUUGUUGCUUCUUG
This is a messenger RNA of Chinchilla lanigera (long-tailed chinchilla), 2631 nucleotides long. RefSeq names its product acyloxyacyl hydrolase (neutrophil) (gene Aoah). Gene Ontology annotation, molecular function: calcium ion binding; acyloxyacyl hydrolase activity. NCBI's taxonomy places the organism in Eukaryota, Metazoa, Chordata, Mammalia, Rodentia, Chinchillidae. The coding region runs from base 197 to 1924 and encodes 575 amino acids. Gene Ontology annotation, biological process: lipopolysaccharide catabolic process; negative regulation of inflammatory response. The transcript has 22 exons. The record is from RefSeq and is a predicted model, not a curated record.